GAAUAUACCUAUAAUAUAUAUCAGCAUUUAGCCACAAAGAAAUCCCCUCUUGAACUUCUACAUGGAUAUCAACCACAAGCAUAUCUAGCCAUUAUAAGAAACAUAAAUGUCCCCACCACCAACACUUACCUUCAAGCUUUACAAUGUGCUAGGAAGGAAGCACAAGCCAAUCUCAAAAUCAUAGCUGAAGCUAUGAGGAUAUAA
Heterobasidion irregulare TC 32-1 is the source of this 204-nucleotide messenger RNA. RefSeq lists its product as uncharacterized. The record is from RefSeq and is a predicted model, not a curated record. Lineage: Eukaryota; Fungi; Basidiomycota; Agaricomycetes; Russulales; Bondarzewiaceae. The annotation marks the transcript as partial. The transcript has a single exon.